This is a messenger RNA of Melanotaenia boesemani (Boeseman's rainbowfish), 1123 nucleotides long. RefSeq lists its product as uncharacterized. The record is from RefSeq and is a predicted model, not a curated record. Bases 50 to 1027 code for a protein of 325 amino acids. The transcript has 5 exons. NCBI's taxonomy places the organism in Eukaryota, Metazoa, Chordata, Actinopteri, Atheriniformes, Melanotaeniidae. Gene Ontology annotation, biological process: response to bacterium.
GACACCUUCAAAAUUUCUCCUCUACCUGACAUGUCUGCUCUUAGUGAACAUGGUUAGGAUGAAUGUUGUGAAAAAAGCACCGAUUGUGCAUCAAAAGAGGAGCUUUGUAUCAGCCGAUGUUGGUGAAAACUUGGUUUUACAAUGUCUUUUUGGAGACGAUGCUGCAAGAUAUUACUGGUAUAUUCAAAGAAUGGGAAAGAAGCUGGAGGUUAUCUGUGUUAGCUAUAAAAAAGAGACAAAUGCAACAUUUUUUGGUGACUUCAAGGACAACCCACGCUUCAGACUGGAAACUGAAGCUGGUCAGAGCCACUUCAAAAUUUCAAAUGUACAGCUUUCAGACACAGCAACCUACUUCUGUUCCACUAGUCUUUUGAUUGACUUUGAGUUUGGAGAGGGGACGACAGUGUGGGUGAAGGAUUCUGGAUUCCACAUCCAAGCUUCGGUUCAUCAGUCUGAAUCCGGAAGCAUCCAACCUGCAGGUUCUGCAACUCUGAGCUGCACAGUUUACAAUGGGACCUGUGAUGGAGAACAUAGUGUUUAUUGGUUCAAAGAUUCUAAGAAAAAUCAUCCAGAGUUAAUCUACACCCAUGGAGACGGGAAUGGUCAGUGUGAGAGAAAAACACACACCUGUGUAUACAACUUGCUGAUGGAGAACCUGAACAUGUCAGACGCUGGAACCUACUACUGUGCUGUCGCCUCAUGUGGACACAUUCUGUUUGGAAAAGGGACCAAACUGGAUGUUAAAAGUGAGCUGAACUCUCUGCACUUAGUUUAUAGUCUAAGCGUUGCUUUGACUUUUACCACCAUCCUGAAUGCUGUACUGGUUUUCUUACUGCGUAAGCGGUACAAGAGAGGCAACAGCCAAACAGAGUCUCAAGUCUAUGCUCAUUCAGCAGCAAAUGCAGAGGGUUACCAAGAUGCAGCUGACCUACAUUAUGCUGCUGUAAAUGUUCACCUGCCCAACAGACCAAGAAGACAGAGUACAAAAACUCGGACUGAAUGCAUUUACUCUGCGAUGAAGCAGUAGAUUGGAUGGAGCUGUUUGAAGAGAAUGGAAAUGAUAGGAGAAGAACUCAGGAGAAACACAUCUGAAAUAUGUGGUUACUUCUUUCUAAUUUUCUCA